This is a messenger RNA of Nematostella vectensis (starlet sea anemone), 1341 nucleotides long. RefSeq lists its product as uncharacterized. The transcript has 7 exons. Gene Ontology annotation, molecular function: protein binding. The record is from RefSeq and is a predicted model, not a curated record. NCBI's taxonomy places the organism in Eukaryota, Metazoa, Cnidaria, Anthozoa, Actiniaria, Edwardsiidae. The coding region runs from base 230 to 991 and encodes 253 amino acids.
UUCCACAUACUACUGCCAAGCACUGUAAUGUGCUCUCUACUGCUUUGUUCCAUAUAUAGCCCUAUAUGCCACUGUUUCUCUGUAAAGCUUAUGGGUGAUGAUCUCUCUCUGGUGGUAUAACUGUAGCGAGACUCCACUCGACCCCGUACAAUACAAGCAGCUUGUUCGCGGUCUAUUAUUCAAGCCCCCUGUUGACUCUAAUGCGGUGACAAAACAAUAGGAUGUAAUUAUGUUUGUCUGUAAUAAUCAACUUGAACGAUCAAAGCUGACCACAAGAAUGGCCGGUGAUAGGGAGGCAAGACGACUGCGAGUUUUGAAGAUUAGAGGUACAAAAGCCUUCGUCGAGGGAAACGUUUCUAAAGCUACCAAGAUGUACACCGAUGCACUGCAGUUGCAGACAGAUUUGGACAUCAAUAACAACUCUAGAAUCUCUCAGACAGACGUCUCUUUGGAUAAAUACUAUGGAAAAAGAGAAGGAAAUUUACAUAGCACGCCAAGUGAAGAUACAGGGAUAGGUAGUGUGAUUCAAGCGGUGAUUCACGAUGCUGAUCAGGGAAUUCGUGUGAACCCAAGUCUCCCUAAGUCGUACUUGGCAAAGGCAUCUGCGCUUAUUCUCCAAAACAACUGGGAGGAAGCAAGAAAGGUAUAUAUUCAAGGAAUUAACCACUGUGAUGACUGCCUGGCUAUUCGGCACGCGCUCGAAAAGCUUGACAAAAUGCAGAGCCUCUUACAGACAAUACCCGGCUUACUGGAACGAACCAAGUCAACUUCCAGCGACACCAGUGAAUCCACCAUGGAGGCAAAAUCCCCGUCAUCGCAGAAACGCAAGUUUCGCCUUCAACACAGAAAGAAACUAUCCAACACGAUGCUGCAGUUCACCGUUACGAAGUCAGGACGAAUAAAAUCAGUUGAUGACGGUGAAGAUGAUGACGAUGACGACGAAGAUGACGAUGUUGAUGAUGAUGACGGGUGUUACGAUACGUGGUUUUGACGAAAUUGACCAUGAUGGGGGACGUCGACAAAAAAGAUAACGACAACAAUGAUGAUGAUGAUGACAAUCGAUGAUGAUGACGACAACAACGAUGACUAGAACAAUGAUGAUGACGACAACAAUUAUGAUGACGACAAUCAAUGAUGAUGACGACAGACAACAACGAUGACGACAACAAUUAUGAUGACGACAACAAUUAUGAUUACGACGACAAUGAUGAUGACGACAACAACGAAGUGUACAUUUAAUUCGAAAUAACACGAGAAACUGGUUCGUGUUACGUGUAUUUUGUAUAUACAAGUGCUAAUAUAUGAAAGACUUCAGAUAUCCAAUAAAAUUAUUUUAUGAAA